Molecule: messenger RNA, 6494 nt
Organism: Xyrauchen texanus (razorback sucker)
Lineage: Eukaryota; Metazoa; Chordata; Actinopteri; Cypriniformes; Catostomidae
Product: anthrax toxin receptor 1-like
Exons: 19
Coding region: 53-1906 (617 amino acids)
Cellular component (GO): membrane
Molecular function (GO): signaling receptor activity
Source: RefSeq, a predicted model, not a curated record
CAGUAACAGCAACUGGUUCAUCGAGGAGAAGUGUGUCAGGCUUUUUGGGUGCAUGUGCACAUUUACAUUGCCUUACAACAUGUGCAGAAUUUGGAGUAUAGCAGUACUGCUCUGUGUCAAAUUGGUGGACACUGCGAAUGGUAAUACUGGACUUAUGCUGGACAGAGGUGCAGCGGCUUCAUCUUGCUAUGGAGGUUUUGACCUUUAUUUUGUACUAGACAAAUCUGGAAGUGUGCAGCAUCACUGGAAUGAAAUCUAUAACUUUGUGGAACAUCUGGCCUAUAAGUUUAUAAGCCCUCAGUUGCGAAUGUCCUUCAUUGUAUUCUCUGAUCAGGGCAAUAUUCUAAUGCAGCUCACAGAGGACAGGGACUUAAUUCGUAUAGGUCUGGAGGAACUCCACAAAGUGCGUCCAGGUGGAGAUACUUUCAUGCACGAGGGUAUUCAGAGGGCAAGUGAACAGAUUUACUACGGUAACACCGAGGGAUACCGCACAGCCAGUGUUAUCAUUGCCCUCACAGAUGGUGAACUGCAUGAAGAUCUCUUCUAUUAUGCUGAAAGAGAGGCCAAUCGUUCCCGCAGUCUGGGUGCCUCUGUGUACUGUGUGGGGGUCAAGGACUUCAAUGAGACUCAGCUGGCCAAAAUUGCUGACAGCAAAGAUCAUGUCUUCCCAGUAAAUGAUGGCUUCGAAGCUCUCCAAGGAGUCAUUGAUUCGAUCUUGAAAAAAUCAUGCAUUGAGAUCCUUGCAGCAGAACCUUCCAGUAUCUGUGCUGGAGAGGCAUUCCAAGUCGUUGUGAGAGGAAAUGGAUUCCUUCAUGCUAGAAACGUGGACAAGGUUCUUUGCAGCUUCAGAAUUAAUGACACCCUUACCAGAAUGGUGAAGCCAUUAAUAGUAGAGGACACGUACCUGCUAUGUCCAGCUCCUGUUCUUCGAGAAGAGGGGACGGCUGCCUCUCUCUACGUCAGCAUGAAUGAAGGCCUGAGUUUUAUCUCUAGUUCUGUAACCAUCACCACUGUAAGCUGUUCUGAUGGUACAAUCCUGGCCAUAGCACUACUAAUAGUGUUGUUACUACUGAUUCUGGCCCUCCUGUGGUGGUUUUGGCCUCUCUGCUGCACUGUGAUUAUCCAUGAACCUCCACCUCCAAUAGUGGAAGACAGUACGGAUGAUGAAGAAGAUGGAGCCCCAAAAAAGAAGUGGCCUACAGUCGAUGCCUCCUACUAUGGGGGUAGAGGAGUCGGGGGCAUUAAAAGAAUGGAGGUGCGCUGGGGUGAGAAAGGUUCGACUGAGGAGGGUGCUAAACUGGAAAAGGCGAAGAAUGCGAGGGUAAAGAUGCCCGAACAAGAGUUUGAAGAUCUGCCAACUCGAAUCUUGAAUAAUGGCAUGCGGAAACCUCCAGGUCCUCGUAAAUGGUACUCACCAAUUAAGGGGAAACUGGAUGCAUUGUGGGUACUUCUGAAGAAAGGCUACGACAGAGUGUCCAUCAUGCGACCACAACCAGGAGACAAGGGUCGCUGUAUGAACUUCACUCGCAUCAAGUCCAGUCAUCUUCCCCAGUAUCCAUCCUACAACCACUCUUCACCCAUCUACACCCCACAACGAACCCACAACCCACCCCCUCCUCAGGGCCAGCUGCCCCCUCCACCUCGCAGUCCACCAGCCUCCCUCUCCUCCAGUUUACCUCCCCUGCCUUCCACCCCACCUCCCCAUGCUAUCACUCCAUCCCCACCCAAUACCCCUCCACCAUCCUAUUCUCCACCCCCUGUCUGGGCUUCAUCUACUAACAACUUCUUCUGUUCUCCACCCACAUCUCCGCCCUCUUAUCCACCAUCGCCUACUUCCUCCUUGCCUCCACCCCCUCAAGCCCUCCCUCCGCCUCCAGACCGGCCACCUCCACGUCCCUCUCUGUAAUGUGGUGAUUCUGAGUGGACUUUUGAGAGACACUUUUGGAAACAAGGGCAUUUGCUUCCUUGCAAGGACAAUGAAAUGGACCAUGAAAUGGCAUACAAACCACCACUCAACUCUUAAACUACAGGCAGCAAAACUCUGAAUCACAAACCACAGGCAUUGCAAUACACUUAACUCUAAAGAUACAGUAAAUCUGUGUAAAAAUUUAAAUGGUGGGCGCCAUUUGCUUGUUUGUGAAAUGAACUAAGCUUGGAGAUCAAUAGUGGUUGGUUCCAUCAUUGGAUCCAUGGAUGUGUCAGAAUUGUAUGCACAUGCGGCCAUCUUUAAAAGGAGUAUUUUGUGAUAGUGGAAUGCUGAAACAACACUUUCAGGAGUGCUGUUGUGCUGAACAUGUGUCCUGUGGAAUAUAGGAAAUACAGGUACACUAUAUGGCCAAACGUAUGUGGACACCUAAACACCACCCAUAACCACUGACAUUAAUAGGGAUUGGUCAACCCUAACAACUUCCACUCUUCUGGGAAGGCUUUCCAUUAUAUGUUGGAACAUGGCUGUGGGGUUUUCAGACACAAGAGCCUGUCCAGGCAGUUCAUUCAAUUCAUCCCAAAGUUGUUCAGUGCUUUCAGGUCUGGGCUUUGUGCCAGUCAAGCAUCUCUAGUAAGACUCAGUAAAGCAUUUGUUUAGAUGGGCCUUGCUUUGUGUACAGGGGCAUUAUCCUGCUGGAACAGAAAAGAGCACACCCACAUUAUUGCCACAAUGCCAUUGUAUGGCGAAGCAUUAAGAUUGGUUUUUACUGGAAUUACUGGAAUAGCCAAACCUGUUAAUUAGAAGAGGUUGUCAUGUCCACAUAGGUUACAUUUGGCCAUUUAGUGUCUGUGCACAUUUUUGAUUAGUAUAGAUUGAAGGGAUGAAGUAGAAUUGACCAUUGCUAUGUUUCUAUUCUUAGUUGUGAAUUGAAUUUAUGCAAAACAUUGGAAAAACUAUUUGUGAACAAAGCAGCAUUUCCAUCCCAUAUGUUUAAAAGAACAAAAUCGACACCUCUAGGUAAUUUGUCAAAUCAAGUGAAGUCAUUUUUAUUUUUAUAGCACUUUUUAAAAUACACACUGUUUAAAAAUAAUUUUACAGAAAAUCAUGCUGUAAUGUUUGUAAUGUCUUAAAAGGUUAGUUCACCCAAAUUUUACUCUUUACCCUCAUGCCAUCCCAGAUGUGUAUGACUUACUUUCUUCUGCUGAACACAAACAAAGGUUUUUAGAAGAAUGUUUCAGCUCUGUAUGUCCUCACAAUGAUACUAAGAUUUUGAAGGUCCAAAAAGCACAUAAAGGCAGGAUAAAAGUAUUUUAUAAGACUCCAGUGGUUAAAUAUAUAUCUUCAGAAGCAAUAUGAUAAAUGUGAGAUACAGAUCAAUAUUUAAGUCCUUUUUUUACUAUAAAUUCUCCUAUCUGCCCAGUAGGUGGCGAUAUGCAUGAAGAAUUUUGCCAAAAGCAGAAGAAUGUGAAAGUGAAAGUAAGAUUGAUAAAAUAAUGACUUAAAUAUUGAUCUGUUUCUCAACCACACCCAUCAUAUUGCUUCUGAAGAUUUAAAUGUAACCACUGGAGUCAUGUGGAUUACUUUUAUGCGGCCUUUAUAUGCUUUUGUAGUUUCAAAGUUUUAAAAAAAAAUCUUUGUUUGUGUUCUGCAGAAGAAAGAAAGUGAAAAUUAAGGAAUUUUAUUUUUUUGGAUAACUAUUCCUUUAAUUGUUUUUAAGUCCUCACUGAACAGUUUUAUUGGAAUAUGUCAUUAAAAAUAAUGCAUUAAAAAUGAUUUUUCUCUAGGCCCCCAGUGAGCAAGCCUAAGGUGACUGUUGCAAGGAACCCAAAACUCCAUAAGAUGUUAGUUAGUUGAGAAAAAACCUUAGGAGAAACCAGGCUCAGCUGGGGGAGCAAUUUCCCCUCUGGCUAUACAGCUUGAUAAUCCCAAUAUUAGUUAUCUUUGUGCUAAACAAGUCAUGUAUUAAUUAACCUGUUGAUAUGCAAUUCCCCCGCACGCGGUGGUGACGUCACUCUGCUUACAUUUAAUAUAUAAUUUACCAUCUAUAAAUGUAAUUAAUGUUAACAAAUUAUACAUCUUUUCAAAGGUCUAAGGGUUCAACAUUGAUAUCCGAUCUCUGUUUCACGAUAGCAAUGCUCCAGAAACAGCAAUUUAGUUAUUUGUGCCAGGAGUACAAAUGAAAACAAACAAAAUGAGCGUGUCUCCAAAGUCUAUUUUUAAAAAUGCGGCAUAGUUUUAUUCAUAAUAGUCAAGCAGUGCCGUCAGAUUUUGUGUCGUCUUGAAAGGCGGAGCCUUAAUUGUACUCUGUACACUUCCAGCGAUUUUACAGAGAAUAAAGCUUGCAGGAACCUCAUUUUAUGUUAGAUCAUCUUCAAAUUUGAAACAUAACUUCUUUGGACUUGUGGCUCUGAGAACAUUGUAUUUCUGGGUUGUCUUGGCACUUUUAUUAUUGUAUUUUUUAGAUUAUAAAACAUGUUCCGCACAAAAUAUUUCCAUUACUAUAAACUUCAUAGUUCUCUAAUUUUAAAAAAUAACAACAUAUAUUAAUUCUGAAACUUGAGAAAUAAAGCCCAAAUUUCUUUCAAAAGAUGUGUUCAUACUCCAAAGGCUCCAGUAAAUACAACCAUUUAAGUUCAGGUAUGUCAUUUCCAUGGUUUGUGCUCAAAAAGGGGCUGCGUAUCAACAGGUUAAGUAAACUGAGUAGAUAUUUGAUGGGAAAUGUGUAAAACUACAGUAUUUUGAUUGAUCUUGCUCUCGCAUUCAAGAAAAUACUGAAAAUGCAGAAAUGAACAAGCUUGGCAAAACAAAUGUUUUUUUAUUUUUUUGGUGAAAAGCAAUAUAUUGCUAUAAGGCAAACAGCUUUUGGUGUUUCAGGUAAUUGUCAUUUUAUUUGUGCAAUAUUGAUUUUAGUGGCUUUGAUUUUGGGUGGCAUGAUAAUUUUUGGUCUUUGAAUGUCAUAAAAAAGGAUCAGCUGAUAAUUAAGAUGAUAAUAAGAUGAUAACAGCUUGUCCAAUGCUUCAGUUUUAUUUGAACAGCAUUCCGUUCUAAUAAAACCGGCCUGAUCUCAUAAAAAUUUUCAAAAUGCUAUUAUGUGGUGCGUUACACAUAUUCUCUCAGAGAACUCGAUAGUAUGGAAUAACAUGAGUUAGAGAUCAGGAUUGUCACUCGAACAUCAGAGCUUACUCCUACAGCAGGACGGGACCUAAACUGGUGGAGUUGGGGUGGAGGUGGGUGAAAGCAACAAUGAGACACAGCUGUAGUACCUUAUAAGGCAUAGGCUAGACCAUGAUUGGGUGAGAUGUCUGAAUAAUAUGAAUGAAUGACGUAAUGCAAAUGCUUACUAUGAGUCCUCUGCGAGAAUUAUCAUCUACGCUUCCAUUUCCGAGGUGAAAUGUCCACUGUGUGGCGCUAAAAUAGAUUUAAAUGUCCUCCCAAACAGAUAGCUUUUUAAGGAUAAUGCUCUAUAAACUAUUAAAUCAACCAAACCAAUGACUCUACACUAAACCUUUAACCUUAAACUGAUAGUGUCAUAAAUAGCAAAUGUGACAUGAAAAAAGCAAUUGCUGAAGCAACCACGUCCUUUCAUGGUGCUUCAAUGACACUUUCGGCUCAAGUGUCGACCCAUGUGCUGUACAGGACUUGAUGUCUCAAAUUUGUAAUAUCUGAUUUAGUGUAAGAGUCUUAAAUAUUCCUUGUUAAUUCUAUGUCAUAACCUGUCUUUGUUUGAAAUUAAUCAAAAUCCGAAAUCUUUGUUAAUUCGCCAAUUCAUAUAAGAGAAUCCCAGAUUUUAAAUGGUGGUCUCAGUAUCAUCAACAUACAGUGGGGUUCAAAAAACUAAGAGACCAGCCAAACUAGAAUAAAGUGAACCUAAGCAACAUCACCUUACUUUGCACAUAUCACAUUUGUAAUGGUGUAUGGGUGCAUAAUUAAACGAUUUUGUACAAAUAAUUAUAACCGUACACAUGUUGUAUGUAUAUGUCUAUGUAUGUAUCCUUUUGUUUAGCUUCCUUUUGAUAUACGUUUUUUUUUUUUUUUAUGUUUUAAUGUUAUCAUGGAUUUAUUGAGUUUUUAAAUAAUGUAGAAGCAAGAGAUGACAAACAAAUAUGCAUUCCCAGAAAUAACCUCUGCAUUUUAUCCUCUAUUAAUAACUACAGCAGAAGAUUACUAGUAUCUUUACCCGUUAGACAACCCAAAGUCCAAUGCAUUUAAUAUACAGUAUGUGUUUGUUAUUGUUCAUAGAUUACAUGUUGUAAAUAUUAUAUGUCAUAAAAUUUCACAGCGGCAGGAUCCACAAUCCUUUGCUUCUAAAGAGCUCUUGUCUUUUUUCAUUGUCCUCUGACUCUUAAGUUAUUGCAGUCCCAUGCCAAUGCCAGCGCUGUUUAUAUGGCUCCAAAGCCUUGUUUUGAUGAUGGUUUCAUGGAUUAUUUACACCAAAGAAAUCAUAUACAUUAAGCUUUUAAAAGGAAUCAUGUAAAUGUAUCAUUCUCUAAAUUACUCUGAUCGUGGCAACAUCAUUUUCACUUUUUCUCAAUUGUUCUUUUGUUUUGAAAUAAAGUGAUGUCAUAAA